AUGGUCAGCUCGGUCGAGCAGGCCACAUGUCCUCGGAUUGCCAUCUUUGCUACAGAGAGCGUCCACCAGAUCUGUCAGCGCAAUGGCCUGCCUAACCUGUCCACACUACUCAGACCUUGGGAGCAUAGCGUCGAAAGAGUCGCUGUGAGGAUCUCGACCUACGACUCUCAGCAGCACGCUGUCUUCCCGCUGCUGCUCAAUGAGAUUGAGGAUAUCCUCCAAGACGACCUCGAGGUGACCGGCGAAGUGGAGGCGGCGGGCGACUUGCUCGAUGCCUUGGGGACUCGUAUAUCUCGUCAGUCAGAUGCUUGGCUUGCGCAAGGCCUCGACGAAGCUCAAGAGCGACCAUGGUAUCGCAUCUUCAAGGAAGCCGUCAUUGCGCGACGACCUAUCACAAGCUACGACACGUUUGGUCAUCCCGUAGCAGGCAAGCUUCCUCCCUGGCUCUGCGUAUCUGCAUCCGAGCCUUCGCCGCUCGAAUCGCUCGCGCGUCUCUAUGCGGCGACGUCUCGCGAGACCUUGUUUGCUGACAAGAAGUACAUCGACCCCUCCAUGUUCCGGUACUAUGUCAUCCUCCACGACAACUUACACGAUGAUUCCAAUGCGACGAAAGAGUUGCUCGAGCAAGUCAAGCGAGCUUACGGCGUUCACUGCGCUGUUCUGCCCAUAUGUGCCUUCGCGGCUGCCAACCGAGGCAUAGCAGGACCACUCUCUGAACGGUGGUCAGCAGAAUCAGAGAUACCCAACACGCGCUCAGACGGGUUUGCAACGCUAUGGAAUGCCUGUCUGCCUUCUCAGCAAGACACAGCAUUGACAACACGACAUGACGAGCUCCAACAUGCGCGAACAGCAUCGCGGGAGUCCAACGCUGCUCAGAGCCUCGUUGAGCCCGGUGCAAUGCUCGGAGAUCGAGAUGCGGUCGUCAUCAAGCUCUUCCUACGAGAAUUUGUGGUGCAGUCGCUUGUGCCGCACAUGGAAAGGUGCCUUGUCCAAUGGAAUGAAUCGCUUGCAGCUUCUCGGCGUGGUCUCACCUCCCGACUCUUCAGCGCCGGGCGUAAAUUUCUCGGCUCAGGCUCUGCUGCCCCCUCCCGCGCCGGUUCACCAGCUAUACCUGCCAGCGUGGGGUAUGAUCCGAUAAAAGACAUAUAUUCGCACAUCAGCACCGAGGCACAGACGCGCAGGCUCGCAGAUUACGCUUUCAUGAUGCAAGACUACAAGCUGGCCAGUCACACUUACGACCAACAUAGACGCGAUGUCCAGCCUAGCAAAGCAUACAGAUGUUUUGCAAGCUCAUCUAGAAUGGCCGGCAUGUCGCUGCUCUGCUCGAUGCUGCAAUCGACUGCAGUACAACCCGCCUUGGUCUCUGAAGCUCUACAAUUCGCCGAAGACGCCAUUCGUACGAAGGAGAACAAGACGGCGCUCGAUGGGCUGCGCGCAAUAUGCCUUUAUGCCGAAAUACUGACGAGCCUUCGAGAGUACGCACGAGCUUCUUUGCUUCUCAUUUCUGCUGCUGGACAGAUCGACGAGAUAUCAAGCGCUCUGUGGCUCGAGCAAGCUGCAUUGGCGCUUCGACAAGCCGGUGCUCGAUCAAGUCGACGUCAGGCACGCACCAUGCUCAUGGCGGCUCAUCGUUACGAACAAGCCGGUCAUCGUCCACAAUCUACGCACUGCCUCGAGGUGAUCAUCGAUGCAAGCAAUGGCUUACAAUGGCCUGGCAUUGAGAAGCAGACAAUGCGCAGUCUCAUCCGGCAAGCUUGCGCAACGGGACAUCCUCUCAAGGCAAUCGAGUCUAUAGUAUUGCUUCUUCGCAAGUCGACUCCUUCGGCUUUCAGUGGUGCUCAGGAAGACUCGGAAAUGCUACAGGAACUAUCGACUGCGUGGAAGCUGCUGGACGAUUCGAGCAAGACUGCGCUUGCUUCUAGAGACGUAUGUGUGCAGAACGCGUUUGCUGAGCCGGUGUAUACCCGGUUGGACUUGCCGCAUCAGCAAGUCACGGCCAGAACGCACUGCGCUUUGCUACCUGAAGACUAUAUCCAGAGACUCUUUCGAGAUCGGUCAAGACCCGAGCGUAUCAUACGACAAGGUGGCAAUCGUACAGCAGGCUUAGGAGAUAAGCUGCGCUUGACUGUUCGGUUGCGCAACCCUCUGUACACGACUGUUUCGCUGACGAAGAUUCGCAUCGUCUGUCAAGACGUGAGAGAGCCCAACCACAUCCUUGAGGAUGACUCGCUGUCUUUCGUGUGCCCUGAUCGAGUCGAGCUCCUGGCGGCCGAAGUCUCAGAGAUUGAGGUCUCUGUGACAGCGCGGAAAGCGCUGCAGUUUACAGUCGAUCACAUCGAGUUCUUGCUCAACGACAUGCUGCAAUGUCGGGACAGCCUGAGACGAAAGGGCUCGCGACUGCAGAAGACGCUCGAGCAGCGUGUUCAGGCUUCAUAUGCAGAAGAUACAUCACUCUCUGUGCUCGUGCUGGACGAGCUGCCCUCGCUCAAGAUGGAGCUGCAACUGCCGGAGCGGUCGUUGGCGGGCGAAAGGUCACGGGCAUGUCUCGUACUCAGUAACCCGGGACAGGUACCUCUGACGAGCUUGCGCUUGCAUUCCAGCCAUCCGCAUAUCCUCUCGAUGGUGCAAAUGGGACAGCAAGAUGACGGGACAAGCAUCAGAUAUGAUGCUGCUUGCGAUACGCGGCAUGUUGCAAACAAUAUCGAGACCGAUCGGCUGUCGGCGAACGUCCUUUUACAGCCGCUCCAAGCGAAUGCAAGCAUAUCGCUCGAUGUUUGGAUAUACGGAAGCUCUACAGAGGAUAUCACUGUCCUGGCGGCCUACGAAACAAAGGAGCAAGGGACGGUGUAUAUUGCUCAAGCGAGUCAUCGGCUCACUGUCGACCCAUCUAUUGCCUUGCGUGUGCUGGAUUGGUGGCACGAUGUUGGACGUGACGAGCGAAAUCUCUUGAUCGAAGUAUCUAAUAGCCAUCUCGAGCUCCCCUUUGUCUUGACGACGCUAUUCGCUGCUGGUCCAGGAUGGCAGCUCUCAUCUUCGCCUGCGUUCGAGACAGCACGACUCGCGCCGCGUCAGAACCUUGUUUGCUCGGUCGUGUUCAAGCAGCUGCCCUCCACCGAUCAGGGGAGCCUGUCUGCUCAGACUUCUGACUUCACAGCGCAACAAAUCAAGAAGCUAUUGAAUAACGAGUCAGUCCUGGCCGAUGCACCGGGACCGAUUUCGGUUACCGUCUCUACAACAGCGGAUCACUUGCCGAGCGGCGUAUACGAACAUCUCGUCAGCUUGCGCGCCGCUCAUCGCCGCAAGUCUCUUUCUGCAGCCUUCUCAAUGGUCCCUGUCGACUUCUUGCCCCAUUCCUUCACAAGUCAAACGGAAGGCACGAUCGAUCUCGCAGUCGGCUGGUGUCUUGCAGAUGCCGAUCGAAGCGGCUACAUCUACCAGGCCGAGCUUCAGGUUGAGCCGGCCAAGGAUGUGCUGAGCGAGAUCCUACAAGCCGCUGAGAGCACUGCGGGAGGCUUGUACGAAGAAUCGCAAGUGGAGAAAACGGCUUUGAUUGCGAGCCUGCGGCGGUCGCACCUCGUGAGCAACGACUGUCCGCUACGUGUCUCCCUCGUUGCGCCAGGCUCAGUCGAUAUGCCCCCGUCGCGAAGAGCUAAGACUGUUCCGUUCUCAAUACGGUGCAUCAACGUGUCUACCACCUCGAAUCUAGCCAUUACAGCACAUCUGAACGUCAAGACCAGCACAAACAGAACUGAGACAACUGCGAUGCUCGUGGGAAAGACGCGUCUCGAGGCGUCAGUCAGCCCAUUGGAGCAGAUUGAGCUUGCAACGACUGCCUGGCUGCCGAGAGCAGGCAUCUACGAUCUGUCCAAUUGGCGACUUAGCGUCCGAGAGCAGAGCGAGCAACAGAGCGUCAAGCGUGACUGGAUCAUCAAUGGCAUACAACAACAUUUACGUGCUGUACAGCCCUAGCGCCCUGAAGAUAUGCUGCGAUUGUUGUUGACACUUUUCACUUUGCAAGACUCUAGAAAAGAUGCUGAAGCGUGCGCGAGUC
Molecule: messenger RNA, 4051 nt
Organism: Mixia osmundae IAM 14324
Lineage: Eukaryota; Fungi; Basidiomycota; Mixiomycetes; Mixiales; Mixiaceae
Exons: 11
Coding region: 1-3969 (1322 amino acids)
Biological process (GO): endoplasmic reticulum to Golgi vesicle-mediated transport; protein localization to phagophore assembly site
Cellular component (GO): cytoplasmic vesicle; TRAPPIII protein complex; phagophore assembly site
Source: RefSeq, a predicted model, not a curated record